Balaenoptera musculus (blue whale) is the source of this 1995-nucleotide messenger RNA. RefSeq names its product ovalbumin-like. Lineage: Eukaryota; Metazoa; Chordata; Mammalia; Artiodactyla; Balaenopteridae. The transcript has 14 exons. Gene Ontology annotation, molecular function: serine-type endopeptidase inhibitor activity. Gene Ontology annotation, biological process: negative regulation of endopeptidase activity. The record is from RefSeq and is a predicted model, not a curated record. The coding region runs from base 595 to 1752 and encodes 385 amino acids.
CUCAUGGUGAGCCACAGCCACCCCUGCUCUGCAGGGGACCCUCCAACACUAGCAGGACUGUAUAUGAGAGAAGUGAAGUUCUCUAAAUUGGUGGAAGUCUGAUUCAAGUUGGAGCUACAGCUGAUCUGUAACUUGUUUCUUGUGGGAAUCCUGCCUACAUUUGCCAUGAGUCAGAUCAAGAUACGAGGAAAAAAUGACUUGUGCAACCGAAUUCUGAGAACAUGGGAGGAGCAAACUGUGGGUGCUGAGAGCCGUGUGUGUCUGUGUGUUGCAGACACAGAUCUGGGCUCACCAAACAGAACUUUAACCAACCUGAAGACAAGGUUAAGGUGGCAACUUUAAUGAUGACUGACCUGAGGCUGAAUGAGAAAUUUGUUUGUAGGUGCCUAUGAACACCUAAGGAGAAAUUGCACCAUGGGAAUUAAUUUGGGGACCCAAGAGCUUCCUUCUCAAAUCUCUGACACUUCGAGUUCAAUCCAUAAUCCUAGAAGGGCCCUCCAACAGCGAAGACAAGAUGCAUAGAAGAGAGAAGAUUCUACAGUCCAUGGGGUCCCAUCACCUGAUUCAACCAAGCACCAGACCCCAGGUAGAGGAAUGGGCUCACUCAGUGCAGCAAACUCAAAGCUCUGCUUUGAUGUCUUUAAAGAGAUGAACUAUGACCACAUGAUUGAGAAUCUCAUCUUUUCUCCCUUGAGUCUCCUGUCUGCCCUGGCUGUGGUGCUCUUUGGGGCCAGAGGAGACAGUGCAUCCCAGAUGGAGAAGGUGCUAUACUUGAAUGAAUUAAUGAGAACUGCAAAUUCUUCAAACUCAACGUGUGAACAAGAUACAGGGGUCCAUUCACACAUUCAAGCACUCCUCUCUGAAAUCAUCAAGUCCAGCCACAGUCAAGUCCUCAUGGCAAGUGGGAUGUUUGCAGAAGAAGCCUAUCCAUUCCUCCCUAAAUAUUUAGACUGUAUUGAACAAUUAUAUAAACUAAAACCUGAAAAUUUGGAUUUCAAAAAUAACAUAGAAGAAGCCAGAUUGCAGAUUAACUCAUGGAUUGAAAAUAAGACAAAAGGUGAAAUCAAGAACCUCUUGUUACCCAAUAGCCUCACAUCCUCUGAUGAGUUGGUGCUGGUUAAUGUCAUCUCCUUCAGAGGGACCUGGAAGUAUGCAUUUCAGAAAGACCAAACCACGGCAAUGGCUUUCAGGUUGGAUGAGUCUCAGAGCAAACCUGUUCAGAUGAUGCGGCUGCAAGGGCACUUUAAACUGGACUCCAUAACGGAGCCUCGGGUGCAAGUUCUUGAGGUGCCUGACGUGGAAGGUCACCUGAGUAUGGUCAUCGUCCUACCCAGAGAGGAAGCUGGCCUGGGACAGGUUACCAAUGAAAUCACUUAUGAGAAACUAAGCAACUGGAUAGGCUCAGCCAACAUGAAAGACACAGCUGUGGUCCUGUACCUGCCCCAGCUCAGACUUCAUGGGUACUAUGAAGACUUAACUUCCAUACUGGCAGCUUUGGGAAUGACGGAUGUCUUUAACCACUCAAGGACUAACUUGUCUGGCAUAACUGCAGGAGGAGACCUCAGGGUCUCCAAGAUAAUCCAUAAGGCCAUGCUAGAGGUUAUUGAGACUGGUUCAGAGUUCACACUUAACAACCAAACAAGCAAAUUUGAAAAUCCUGAACUCUUCAAGGUGGAUCAUCCUUUUCUCUUCUUUAUCUUACACAAGGAAACUAAGAUGAUUCUCUUCUAUGGUAGAGUCUGCAACCCUUAAGGAAGGGACUGAAUUUAUACUCAAACAACUUUCUGAUUCUUGAAAUUAGCUGGAUUUUAUGAGCUUGUAGAAAACACUCAGUAUAGGUGCAACUAAAAGAGAUACACCAUACUUCUUAGCAAUGUUUUUCUUUCAACUAUCUCAUGUAGAAUAUGUAUCCCAUCCCUUCUUGAUUUGGUUUACUUUGGUUAAACAAGUUAUAGCAUGCUAUUAAUUGCAUUUAUUAAAAAAUUAUGAUCCAUA